Molecule: messenger RNA, 1119 nt
Organism: Geodia barretti
Lineage: Eukaryota; Metazoa; Porifera; Demospongiae; Tetractinellida; Geodiidae
Source: the annotation of a GenBank genome assembly
AUGAGAAAGAUCGUAGUUCUUGGGUCGACAGGUUCGAUCGGGCGGCAAACGCUGGAUAUCGUCCGGGCCUUUCCCGACGAGUUCGAGGUGAUCGGGCUGGCGGCGGGCACCAAUACAAAACUGCUCAAAGAGCAGGUGGCAGAGUUCCAGCCCGCCCACGUGUGGAGCGCCGCGGCAGGGGCCGGAGAGUUUCCCACGGCGGCCUUCACGCCGAUGGAGGAAAUGGUCACCCUGCCCCGCGUGGACCAGGUCAUGGUGGCACUGAUGGGCAGCGUGGGACUGACCCCAACGCUCAACGCGCUGGCCGCAGGAAAGCAGGUGGCACUGUCCAAUAAAGAACCCAUUGUCAUGGCGGGCAAGCUGAUCAAGGACUUCGAGGCUCUCUACGGCGGCAGGGUGCUGCCGGUGGACAGCGAACCAAGCGCCAUCUGGCAGUGCCUGCAGGGUGAGGACAACGAGAUCCUGCGCAUCCUGAUCACCGCCUCGGGAGGGCCAUUCCGUACCACUCCGCUGGAGGAUAUUGAAAAUGUCACCCCGGAGCAGGCAUUGCGGCACCCGACUUGGAAGAUGGGCCAGAAGAUUACCAUCGACUCAGCGACGCUGAUGAACAAGGCGUUCGAGGUGAUCGAGACUCACUGGCUGUUCAGCGUGCCGUGGGAGCGCAUCGAGGUGGUGGUACACCCGCAGAGCACCAUCCACUCCAUGGUGGAGUUCGCCGACGGGUCUGUGAAGGCGCAACUCGGUCCUCCCGAUAUGCGACUGCCGAUCCAGUACGCGCUGUUCUAUCCACAACGGCUGCCGAACUCCAUGAUCCCGCGGCUGGACACGUCGAUUUCGCACAGCCUUAACUUCGACCCACUGGAGCCAAACCGCUACCCGUGCUUCUCGCUGGCCAUCGAAGCAGCACGGAAAGGGGGCACUUACCCGGCGGUGCUGAGCGCGGCAGACGAGGUGGCAGUGCAGGCAUUCCUCGACGGCAAGAUUGGCUACGGCGGCAUCCACCAUCUGGUGGAACAGACGCUGUCUGAGCAUGAUUCCCUGCCCGGAGAGACGGCCGAAGAGGUGCUGCAGGCCGACGCCUGGGCUUCUGCCCGAGCCUUCGAGCUGGCCAGCGGGUGA